AGUUGGUUUGUCCCGAGAGGCCGCGUUCCCAGAACCCUCCGCGCAGAGCGCCUGCCUUCUUUCCUCGGGCUGAGGCGCAGCGGCGCAGCUUCUUGUUCCUCCCGCCGGGUUGCCCCCCCAAUCGAUAUCCAUCCUCCUUUCGCCUCGCGGUUAUUGUAAAAGUGGCAGCUGGCUGGUUCAUGCAUGAGAAGAUUUGGUUUGACAAGUUCAGAUACAAUGAUGCUGAGAUACUAUGAACAGAUGAAUGAUCCAGCCACUAGUCCUUCCUGCCAGCAGGAUGCACACCUUAAUGUGGUGAGGGGGUUUAAGAGCAUUGAAGAAGCUGAGAGCAAUGCUGUGAGGAGUCUAGACCAAGAGGCUAGAAUCCCAGCAGGGGCACCCAAGGCGGAAUGGUCAAAGCUGAGGCACCAGAUGCAUCCAGACUCAGAGGAAGGCAAUGGUAAACCACCGCUGAAUACCUGCUACCAUGAAAACCCUAUGAACAGAGUACCCAAAAUGCAACACGAGAUAGUGCUGGAAGAUGAGACCCCCAGUUCUGAUGGAACUCAGCAAGCUACUGUGGAAGAACAACAGGCAAGCACAAGUAGCACUGUGACUAAUGACAGAACUGGGUCAAAGCUGAAUGAAAGCCCAGAGGCUGAUGCGCACACAUGUGAAUGGAGAGUCCAGAGUUGUAUGAAGCACACAAUAGGAACAUGGAAUGUGAGAAGCAUGAACCAUAGAAAGUUAGAAAUUGUCAAGCAAGAAAUGGAACGUAUCGACAUUGCAAUACUUGGCGUGAGUGAAUUAAAAUGGAUGGGAAUGGGACAUUUUGAGUCGGGUAACUACACAAUAUUUUAUGCAGGAUAUGAGAAAUUAAGAAGAAAUGGGGUUGCUUUAAUAGUGCGAAGUGAUGUAGCAAAAGCGAUUAAGAGCUAUAAUGCAAAGUCUGAGCGAGUGAUAUCAAUGAGAUUUAAUGGGAGACCUAUCAACAUAACCAUCAUCCAAGUCUAUGCUCCAAUGGCAAACACAGAAGCAGAGGAAUUGGAGAGAUUUUAUGCAGAAGUACAGGAGGAAAUUGAUCACACACCAAAACAAGAUGUGCUGAUAAUCAUGGGAGACUGGAAUGCAACAGUAGGGAACAGAGAAGAACUAGGAAUUGUGGGAAGGUGGGGCUUAGGAUAUAGAAAUGAAGCAGGAGAAAGACUUGUUCAGUUCUGUGAAGCUAAUAAUUUGUUUAUUGCAAACACAUGUUUUCAGCAACCAAAAAGACGACUGUACACAUGGACAUCACCGAACGGUCAAUACAGGAAUCAAAUUGAUUAUAUAAUUGGUAGAAGAAGAUGGAAAAGUUCCAUACUUUCUGCAAAAACAAGACCAGGAUCAGAGUGCGGUACAGAUCAUAAACUGCUAAUAUCGGAAAUCAAAGUAAAACUAAAAAAGAACGAGAAAGCAAUCACAAUGCCAAAAUACAAUUUCAGUAACAUCCCAGAGCAAUAUAAAGGUCAAAUCAGGAACAGAUUUGAGGCUUUAAACUUAGUUGAUGGAGAACCAGAAGAACGAUGGAGUGAAGCAAGAGACAUUAUCAGGGAAGAAUGUAAGAAGACAACACCUCUAGGUAAAAGGAGAGAAAGACCUCAAUGGAUGGAUGAAGAAACUCUUAAAAAACGGUUGAAGACAGAAGGAAAGCAAAAGGAGACAAAAACACGGGAGCAGCAAGGAUGGUCCUGGAAACAGGGGAGCACCUGGAAGUUCUGAAGAGUGCUGUUUGCACCCCAGGGGGCACAACCAUCCAUGCCCUGCAUGAACUGGAGAAGGGUUGUCUUCGAGCUACUGUCAUGAAUGCAGUGGAGGCAGCCACCAGCCACGCUCGUGUAUUGGGCAAGAGUUAGUGGGGGGGCCUUGGGUAACAAGCCUUGGAAGUGAAAGGAUUUAUCCUUUUCCCACCAAGGACGAUGGAGGCCCUCAAAUAUUAUCCAUGGGACUAAGAUGGAGAACUCUCAGUUCCUCCUGAAAAAAAGAUAGGGAAGACUCCAAGGGCAGGCGCCCUGGCACUUUCAGUCCUAUGAGCUUGUAAGAUUCAUUCUCGGCUGUUUCAUUGGAGGAUUGGCAUGUAAUAAAUUUCACAGGAUGUUGCUAAUGGGAUCUUCUCUGGUUUUCCUUCGAAUGACUGGAGAGCAAGUGAGGAGCCCACCUCAGUGACUUUCAUUCCUCCCCCCCAUACACUAUUAAACACACCAAUUAUGAUUUCUUGUCAA
Messenger RNA from Rhineura floridana, 2237 nucleotides. Its product is annotated as craniofacial development protein 2-like. The transcript is spliced from 4 exons. NCBI's taxonomy places the organism in Eukaryota, Metazoa, Chordata, Lepidosauria, Squamata, Rhineuridae. Gene Ontology annotation, molecular function: catalytic activity. Bases 184 to 1737 code for a protein of 517 amino acids. The record is from RefSeq and is a predicted model, not a curated record.